GGAUCGCUCCUAAUCUCAUUCUCAUAAAAAGCUCACGCAUAUAUUGACGCGUUAUCAUUAGUUUUGAAUUUGGAAAUCGUUUUUUUUUUACAAUGUGCUUCGGCCGCGCUGUGAGGUUGUAUAGGUGUUAAAUUAUGUCGGGCACGUGUUGUUUAUGGUUGCUUUUAUGGCUAGAAUAUGACAUUAAUUUAGUGAAGUUUUAUGAAUAGGGUUGUUAUUGAGCAAUCAUUGAGACUUUUUCUUUCGUAUUGUGUGGUCGUGUUUAUUUAUUAUUAAUUUAGUAUUAAUUAAAUAUGGAGUUUCAUUGAUAGUGUGUUCAAGUGAUUAUUAUUAAAGUAUAAAUUUUUUAUAAAACUACAAUUAUCAAAAUGUUUCUAAGAUUUGAACCAACCAAGUCAACAAAAGGCGCUAGUAAGAUGCGACGCGACCUUAUAAAUGCUGAAAUCUCAAACCUGCGGGACCUGCUUCCACUACCUCCUUCAACCAGACAGAGACUGUCACAACUGCAACUAAUGGCCCUAGUGUGCGUCUAUGUGAGGAAGAUGAACUACUUUCAACAAGUGUUCAAGAGUCACGACUUCAGUUAUCAGUACCAAGAGCAACCUACUCCUACACCUAAUAUCGGAUUUUCAAAGGCAAUGAACGGUUUUAUGAUGAUGAUGACACAGAACGGAAAACUAUUAUACAUAUCGGAAAAUGCAGCGGAAUAUUUGGGCCAUUCAAUGGAAGAUCUUUUAAUACACGGUGAUAGCGUAUAUGACAUAAUAGACAGACAAGAUCACCAAAUGGUCCAAAUAGAACUCAACAAAGGGAGCAAUGGAGAGACUGAAAAUGUACCAAAGACUAGGCAUUUCUUCUGUAGGAUGAAUGUUUCGAGAAACGCAAGACGCCAGAUGAGAUUUGGUGACCAAAAAGUAGUUUUAGUUCGAGGCCACUACGUGUCAUACUUACCGUUAUGCAGUCGAAAUGAGCCAGUGUUCCUAGCAUCGUGCACUCCCCUGGCUAUGCCUGAAACUCGUGAAUGUGUGGCCCAUGGUGCUACUAACGUAUUUACAACAAUACACGCAAUGGAUAUGAAAAUACUGCAUAUAGAUACCAACGGCGAAUGGUACCUAGGUUGGAAAAAGUCAGAAUUAGUGGACAUAUCGUGGUAUCAAAUUCUACACUGGGAUAGUUUACGGGAAGCUCAAACCAAACAUAGAUUAAUAACUCAAUCGGAUCAAGAUAAAUGCUGCAUACUGCUAGUGAAGUUGCAGCAACGAAGCGGUCAGUUCCUUUGGAUACACAUGGUGUUGCAAGUGAAAGAUGCUGCUGAUACUCCUCGACAAUUCAUUGUUGCUACUAAUCAGGUUUUGAGUGAAGAAGAAGCAUCGAUAAUGCUGGCUAACUCAUGGCUUUACCAGUAUUAUGGUUACCAGAAUCAGCCUUGCGGAAUGCUAGACCCUCGAUGCCAAAAGUUCUUCCGACGAGAACCAUGCUAUUCAGACCCAUACCAAGAGUACCAAUACGUAGAGAGCACAGAGGUCGAUUACACUGGUUACCAUAUUACACCUUAUAUCCAGAAAACUGAUGAAUAUGGAUGCGAAAGGAUAUACACGGAACGAGGGCCAGUGGACUAUUCCACUCAUUCACCACAGUCUACCAUAAGCGAAGAUAGAUCACCUUUACACUACGACGCUCCAGAUGUUGUCAUAAACAGCAACAUGUACAUGUAUCCCAUGCAUGCAAAAAGGGAAUACUACGAGCAGUAUCCGCAUGUUCAGUAUAACUCACAAGAACCUUGCUCGAGUGGAACCAUUGAAGGUAUCGAAUACCCAGCUGCGAAGAGAAUGCGUGUAGCGCCAGCACCGCUAAGUCUAGAAGGCACCGACGGAAUGGACCGAUGGAAUCCCAGUCCUCCUUGGUCGGAUACUCUCAAAAUGACCGACUACACCCAAAAGUUUACAUACAACAUGAUACCUAUGCCUGCUGAACGGACUAUGGUCACAUAAUAUUUUUAACUAAGGCUAAUCUGUUUUGUAUAUAUUUAUAGUAAUAGAUUAGUUUUAAAUAUAAAGGCUAGAUUGUGCAAUAUAUGAAAUUACUGUGCAAUGUCCAAAUACAACAUAUAUACUAAAUUUAUUCAUAUUAAAUACAUCAAUACGUUACAUCAAUAUCAAACAAAAAAUGAAAUUAUUUAUUUAGUU
Messenger RNA from Nymphalis io (European peacock), 2186 nucleotides. Its product is annotated as PAS domain-containing protein cky-1-like. The transcript is spliced from 11 exons. Gene Ontology annotation, molecular function: protein dimerization activity; RNA polymerase II transcription regulatory region sequence-specific DNA binding; DNA-binding transcription factor activity, RNA polymerase II-specific. Gene Ontology annotation, biological process: regulation of transcription by RNA polymerase II. The record is from RefSeq and is a predicted model, not a curated record. Bases 369 to 1991 code for a protein of 540 amino acids. Lineage: Eukaryota; Metazoa; Arthropoda; Insecta; Lepidoptera; Nymphalidae.